Molecule: messenger RNA, 2858 nt
Organism: Fopius arisanus
Lineage: Eukaryota; Metazoa; Arthropoda; Insecta; Hymenoptera; Braconidae
Gene: Abp1
Product: Actin binding protein 1
Exons: 2
Coding region: 138-1745 (535 amino acids)
Biological process (GO): positive regulation of dendritic spine morphogenesis; regulation of actin filament polymerization; postsynaptic actin cytoskeleton organization
Cellular component (GO): cortical actin cytoskeleton; site of polarized growth; lamellipodium
Molecular function (GO): actin filament binding
Source: RefSeq, a predicted model, not a curated record
UAGCACUGCCCAUAACCGAAGAGGAAAAGCCGAUACACCGAAACGAUCAGACCAGGACCUCAGCCCAGAUCAUGAAACUCUGAUAAAAUUCUGGUGAUCAGCAAUUGUUGGAUAAUCAGUGAAUCGUCAUUUCCAGGAUGUCAGUGAAUUUGUCGAAAAAUCAUGAGGCACUUGUGGCAGCCUGGACGAGCGUUGUGGACGACAAAUCUCCGGUCGACUGGGCUGUUUUUGGAUACGAGGGCCAGACGAAUAAUCUGAAAGUUGUGGGAACUGGUAACGGUGGACUCCAAGAGAUGAUCGAGGAGUUGAACAGCGGUCACAUAAUGUACGCCUUCUGUCGAGUAGUUGACACAAAAACAAGUCUACCAAAAUGUGUCCUGGUGAAUUGGCAGGGUGAGCUAGCCCCAAUAGUAAGAAAAGGCACAUGUGCUAAUCACAUUCGUGACAUCGAGCGUCUGCUGAAAGGUGCUCACAUCCAGGUGAACGCCCGCUCCGAAGAGGACGUCGAGGUUGAUCUAAUAAUGGAAAAAUUGGCACGUGCCACAGGUUCUGCUUAUAAAUUUCAAGCACCUCGUUCCAAGGACGUGGGUAAUACCCCAGUGGGUACAGCAUACAAACGAGUGAUACCAGCGCAGGAGAUAAAUGCAACGGAGAGGGAUGAGUUUUGGCAGAAGGAGGAGCUGGAGGAGAAAGCGAGAAUUGAGCAGGAGAAAAUUAGAAAGGAGAAGGAGAGACAGAGAGUUGAGCUUGAAACGAGAUCUCGUGAGGAGAAGCAGAGUAAAAUUCGUGAGGACGUGGCUGUGCCUGUUGUGAGAAAAAUGGAGCAGUCUCAGGAAAGGGUACAGGAGUUGAAGAACUUGAGGAAUCAGGCGCCGAGAAAUGAGAGCGACGAAGAAGAGCCCAAGAGUAGGAGUGAUGAGUUGAGAAGACAGAGGAGCAAUGAGGCACAGCAAUUAAUUGCCCAGAGGACGAUCAACGCGAGAGCUGUUUUCGAGCAGAAUUCUGCUGCUGGACAGAUGCGAGGGGCUUUUGGGCCUAGUAAGAGUCCCAGAGGGGUCCAGGGAGGGAGAAUUGAGGGGAAAAUAGAGGAGAGAAAAAUCGAGGGGAAAGAUCAAGGGAGGAAAGUUAUUAAUGAAGCCUCUGGAGAGGUUUUGGGGACUCAACCUCAGGUAGAGGUUCUCCAGAAGGUUCAGGUGGCUCAAGAGGUGCACAAGGUGGCUCAGACGGCUCAAGAGGUCCUUCAGGAGGUUCAGGGGGCUCAGGAGGUCGAGAGAAAGGUACUGGAGGAUCGCAGACAAGAUAUCGAGACUGAGAGGAAGGCCCUGGAGGAGAAAAAACUCCAGGACACCCAGAAGAAGACUCUCGAGCCUGAAGUGGCCAUGGAGGAGCACAAGAGGGCUGAGGUCGAGUGGAAGGGUGUCGAGGUUGAAAAAAAGGUCGUGGAGGACCACAAGAGGACUCAGGAGGUUGAGAAAAAGGAGGAAAUCAAUACUGUUGAGAAUGAGUUGUAUAAUCAACUCAGUGGAGAGAAUUAUCUCUAUUUUGAUCCCAAUAAUGAGGGGAUGAAGGCUAGAGCGCUUUACGAUUAUCAAGCUGCUGAUGACACUGAAAUUACUUUUGAUCCUGGGGAUGUUAUCACUCAUAUCGAUGCCAUUGAUGAGGGCUGGUGGCAGGGACUCGCUCCUGAUGGUACUUAUGGACUAUUUCCUGCUAAUUAUGUUGAGGUUAUUGAAUAUGCUACAUGAGGGGUUCUGUCCGUUGUUGAGGAUUCGUGUUCCAGUUAUUGAGGGGUAUUAGAGGUUUAUUCGGGGUGAGGGGGAGGGGGAGGGGGCUAGAGUUAAUGAAGGGUUAUCUGGAAAAUUGGGGGAGUAGAGCUAUUUGGAAAUUUGGGAGAGAUAGCAAAAUUUUUGUUGGACCUUUUUUCUAGCUCUUGAAAUUCUCUAUAAAAAAGUUUUUCACGAAAAUUAUGGUAUCCGGAGUAGAGUCUCCAGAUUGUCCAGUUUUAAAUUCCCCGACUUGAACCAAUUUAUCUCUUCGCUACUGAAGUCAUUCAGGGGAAAAUAAGACGCCCAGAUAUUUCGUAUGACAUUUCAAUCAUCAUGGCUUCAGUCGCGACAGGAAGACCGUUAUCUUCCUGAGGAAAUAAUGUAUAAUAUUGCGGAAUUUUUACUUCCUGUUGACGUCGUAGCGUGUGAAUCCUUCGAGUGCAGAACUUUUUAUUUAGAAUAUCAUUAGAAGUAAUUAAAUAUCAGUAUAAAAAUGAUUCUGAACGACAGGAAUCAAAAAGACCGUCUCAACAGAAAAACCGAAAAAUUGUGUGUAAGCAUUUGUCGUUGCAAUUUCAUGAUUUCAUGACUUCAUAAUUUUAUUCUUAUAAUUUCAUGGGAAAAAAAAGUCUGGGCUCGAAGGGUCACGAUAGUAUCGAGAUAUUUAAUUCAUCAGACGCUCAAAUAAUUGAGCUGUUAAUUCAUAAUCCAUUUUUUUGAGACUUUAAGUGAAACAAAUAGUUUCUCUGUACUCAUCAAUCAAUUGUGACUAUUAUUGGAUAAAUAAUCAACCGAUCUCACAUUCACUCGAAACAAGAGAGUAAAGUCGAACAAAUUUAUAGAUGUUUUUUUAUUGAACGUGAAUAGAAAAGAGGGACUCAGGAAUCUGAACAAAUUUAAUAAUGUUCUUUUUCUGUAUUUUGUUGGAUGACUUAUGAAUAUAUUUACAAUGAUUUUAAUCCAUGAAUUGAAUGCCACUCCUGGAAUUUAUCAGGAGCGGUUGCGUGCAUUUGUACAUCUACUCAACUGUUACUCAAUCGCAAUGUACGGAAUUAAUUUUAGUUUAUUCGGAAUAAAUCUGUUUUUCAUAUA